AUGUCAUCCACCUGCCCGGAGGUCCCCUCCUUUGCAGGCAUUCGUCAUGGUCCUACUGCUGGGAAACGCGCAAUGCCAGCUCGUAGGGCCAUGCCAAAACCCAGACAGUCAUCAACCUCCGCCGCAAGCGUGGUCCCAAAGACACCAAUCACGCCAGUUACCCCUGGCGAGGAGUCUUCAAAACUUAAUCUCACCAUUUCUGUGCCUCCGAUAUCGACAUCAUCUCAACGGGAUGAAGGUCCUGAAGAAGGCGAAAUAUCGGAUGACGAAGAUGAUCACUACUCACCCCGAGAGGCGACCACUCCCAUCCAGAUUCAUCAGACACUACCUCUAGCAAACCCUUUCCAGGCGGUGCUGGCUGCGAGUAUGCAGGCACCAUUGAUAAACCCCUUUCCCGUCGCUAGUACGAAUGAUCAGCCGUCGAUAAGGAAGGAGCAGCUUAACUCGAAUACAGCAGCACCUCGUCCUACACAAGAAACAGAUCCGGCGUUGAUGUCUAUGCUAGAGCUACGGAAGGCCGCUCAAUCAGCUGUCAUGUACCUGUCUUGCUCAGCCAGGAUGUCCUUCGAACAAAUCGCGGCUGAAGGAAUCGAACGUACUGUUCUAGCUGGUAUCUAUAACCAUCUAAAACUUCCAAUACCCGAUUCAUCGAAGAACGUUCCAACCACCGUUCUUCCAAAGAAUACUGCUCCUAGUGGAGUUGUAAACGGGCUCAAAGCAAUUAUCCCAACUCCAACAAUUCCUAAACCAGAGAUCAGUGCAGCCCCACCAACCCUCCCCACCUCUCUACCCCCAAAGCCUCCCACUUCCGUCGCCACGAGCAAUAAUCUUCCUAGUGUUGUUUCCCGGUUCAAUCAAUCGCUUCCUGGUUUGAGUAUUGUCCAGCCCCCCCCGAACAGAAUUGUGUCCCCUCCUCUUCCAACUCCUCAACCUAAUGCACUUCGAGAAGCCUCCCCUACCCCUCAGCCACCAACUCUUCGCGGCCGGAAGCGGCCUGUAGCUGCUGAUUUUGAUAUAGAAAUCAAACCAGCCAUCUUGAACCCCAAACAACCAAGGUUUGGUAACAGGCACCGUCUAGAGUCCAGCCAGUUGAUCUUCAAUGUUAGCGACAAUGAAGAAGAGGAAGGCAAAGAAAAAAAACAAAAGACGCCGCUUGCAACCCCUCAAAGCGUCGGGCCCUCGAGACCUGAUAGUGCCAAUCCCGAGAAAAACGAACAACUUGGGGAAAGUCUUCGUCUUACAGAGUUGGCAAUUGAGGAGAUGAAACAAAGGAUUGCCGUCGCCAUGAAACGGAAGCCUAAGCCAGCUUCUAAUGGCGAGAGUCAAUCCGAUCCACCGAGCAAGCAUACCACUCCUCUCCCAGCGACGCCGUCUACAGAUUUGUUGAAUGCAAAGGAGGCUAGUCUCGAUAGAGUUGAAGAAUUUCUCCAUAAAACCUUAGAUCAAUUUAACGCCGGCAUUGCGCAGCCAGAGGCAGUGGAGAGGGCAUCCGAGCUUGCAGCGGCUGAACUAAUGGAUGUGGAGUCCAAGGUUAAUGGCUUGGAUGUCGCCGUUGUCAUCAACACCCCUCCUAGCACCAGCUCACCUGAGGAACAUCCAACCCUUUCUGCAGAUGAUUCUGAGGAUAAAGACAUUGUUACUAUGUCGGAUUCCUCGGAUUUACAAACGGAUGACAAGUCGCUUGAAUCUUCUCCAGCAGAUUCGGAAUCUGUGGAUGAGGAUGUCGACGGUCUUGGGUCACCGAUGGAUCUUUCCGAUCUUGAUACGACGACUGAUGAGUCCGAUCAGGAUUCAAGCGACUCCGAGAGCGAUCUAGACCCCGAAGAAUCCGACUCAAAUGAUAUAUCAGAGCAAGUCAGUAGCGAUGACUCUGCGGAUAUUGAAAUGCACAGUACUUCCGGAGACGAGAGCCCGGCGUCUGACUCGGCCUCCAGUCCUGUGCAGGAGACGCCAAACGAUGAUGAUGGUUACGACCCAGAGGCCCACAAAUCCACAAUAGGUGAAGUAUCUAUCCUAACAGCCACUUCUGAAGCCCCUCCAAAUCAACCAUCGCCUUUGGUUAUCGGCGUCUCCGAACCUGGACAGCCACCAGCCAUAUGCAAGUCGACACAUAGCCAGCCUAAGAAACCAGAAACAGGGUUUAUUGAAUACCAGUCGCAGCUUUCCGGUUUCAGAUCAUUCCGAUACCACCCAAGCUAUAAUAAGCUUGUCUCACAGGGAUAUAAGUCGCUAACCUAUAGCAACCAUAUCGAUUCUGAGCUGCCAGUCUGUGAUUUUGAGACAAGGGGGGGUACUUGCAAUGACCCUCAAUGCAGAUGGCAACACUUCCGUCAAAUGGCCUUACCAGAGAGCAAUAUUCUUUUAGAGCUAGCCGAACCAGAUGCCAACCAAGGCGACAAAGAAGAGUACAAAGGCGCCCUUGAUAAGAUCAUGUCUCAGCUUGACAAUAGCGAAUCAGGUGGUUUUGAUAAGAUCGCCAAAGAAGUCAUUGAAUAUCGCCGCCAAACGUUAGGCGAUCCGACACGGAUUAUUAAAGACCUCUGA
Molecule: messenger RNA, 2544 nt
Organism: Orbilia oligospora ATCC 24927
Lineage: Eukaryota; Fungi; Ascomycota; Orbiliomycetes; Orbiliales; Orbiliaceae
Exons: 4
Coding region: 1-2544 (847 amino acids)
Cellular component (GO): nucleus; exosome (RNase complex)
Source: RefSeq, a predicted model, not a curated record